This is a messenger RNA of Pelobates fuscus (common spadefoot toad), 1681 nucleotides long. It is a transcript of the gene ALG8, whose product is annotated as ALG8 alpha-1,3-glucosyltransferase. The record is from RefSeq and is a predicted model, not a curated record. Gene Ontology annotation, molecular function: dolichyl pyrophosphate Glc1Man9GlcNAc2 alpha-1,3-glucosyltransferase activity. Gene Ontology annotation, cellular component: endoplasmic reticulum membrane. Bases 18 to 1628 code for a protein of 536 amino acids. NCBI's taxonomy places the organism in Eukaryota, Metazoa, Chordata, Amphibia, Anura, Pelobatidae. Gene Ontology annotation, biological process: protein N-linked glycosylation. The transcript is spliced from 13 exons.
CGUCCGGGUGUAGCAAGAUGGCGACCUCCAGAGGCGGAAACGUGGGUACCAGCUCCAGGAGCAAAGAAAUCGAUGCCGGAGGCUGGUUUGUGACCCUGGCACUAGGGGUGUCUCUGCUGAAAUGUCUCCUCAUACAAACAUAUCAUUCCACAGAUUUUGAAGUCCACCGAAACUGGCUUGCAGUCACGCACAGUUUACCCAUAUCCAGGUGGUACUAUGAGUCAACCUCUGAGUGGACGCUGGAUUAUCCUCCAUUUUUUGCUUGGUUUGAGUAUUUACUCUCUAAUGUGGCUCGGUACUUUGACCCAGAGAUGCUUAAGAUCGAAAACUUGAACUAUGCCACUCAAGCUACCGUCUAUUUCCAGAGAUUCUCUGUCAUCGUCACUGACAUUCUCUUCAUAUACGCAGCUAAGCAAUGCUGCAGUUGUGUCAAUAAGAAGAAUGACCAAGGUGAUCUCCUGGAGAAACCAUCAUUUGUGCUAGCUGUCCUGCUUCUCUGGAACUUUGGGCUUUUAAUAGUGGAUCAUAUUCAUUUCCAAUAUAAUGGCUUUUUGUCUGGGAUCAUGCUCCUUUCUAUUGCACGAUUAUUUCAGGGGCGGUAUGCCGAAAGUUCAUUUCUCUUUGCCACUCUUCUGAAUUUCAAACAUAUCUACCUGUACAUAGCCCCGGCAUAUGGGAUUUACUUAUUGCGAUCUUACUGCUUCACGGGAAACAAUCCAGAUGGGUCCCUGCGCUGGCGAAGUUUCAGUGCUUUGCGUUUCAUCACACUUGCCCUGAUUGUCUCCUCCGUGUUUGCGGUUUCCUUUGGGCCAUUUAUAUACCUGGGGCAAAUACCGCAAGUCCUUACUCGUCUUUUUCCAUUUAAAAGAGGUCUCUGUCAUGCUUACUGGGCUCCGAACUUCUGGGCAUUGUACAACGCGGCGGACAAAGCACUUUCUAUUAUUGGUGUGAAGCUGCAUCUUCUUGACCCAGGCAGUAUUCAGGCCAGUUCCAUGACUGGGGGUCUGGUCCAGGAAUUUAAACACAGCGUUCUGCCUUCUAUAACACCACUGACAACUUUACUCUUCACUGGCAUCUCAAUACUGCCCUCCGUUUUAUGCCUGUGGUUCAAACCCCGGGGGCCACAAGGCUUCCUUCGCUGUUUGAUUCUGUGCGCGCUCAGCUCGUUCAUGUUUGGCUGGCAUGUUCAUGAGAAAGCCAUCCUCUUGGCUAUACUUCCUUUAAGCAUACUGUCCGUGAUCAGUGCAAGGGAUGCUGGAAUAUAUUUGCUUUUGGCCACUACUGGCCAUUAUUCCCUCUUUCCUUUACUCUUUACAGCUCAAGAACUUCCAAUUAAGGUUUUGUUGAUGGCAAUUUUCACGAUAUUCAGUGUCACCUUCCUGAGGGCAUUAUUCAGGAAAAAAGGUCCUUUAUUGGGCGGUUUGGAGACUCUCUAUCUCUGUGGACUGAUACCCCUGGAGAUAUUCUGUGAGAUCGUAUUCCCACUCACCUCCUGGCAACAGAAACUUCCUUUCUUCCCGCUACUUCUAACCUCUGUCUACUGCGCUGUGGGAGUAAGCUACGCUUGGCUCAGACUUUAUAUUUCCCAAUUUGCAGAAUUAACGCCAGCCAAAAAGAAGAAUUUAUGAAGAAGUUGCCAUUAUUUUGAAAAAAAAUCACGUUUAUUUAAAAAAAAAAAAAA